Messenger RNA from Corythoichthys intestinalis (scribbled pipefish), 1584 nucleotides. RefSeq lists its product as uncharacterized. Gene Ontology annotation, molecular function: ubiquitin binding. The transcript is spliced from 4 exons. The record is from RefSeq and is a predicted model, not a curated record. Bases 84 to 866 code for a protein of 260 amino acids. Gene Ontology annotation, cellular component: Fanconi anaemia nuclear complex. NCBI's taxonomy places the organism in Eukaryota, Metazoa, Chordata, Actinopteri, Syngnathiformes, Syngnathidae.
GGACAUAAUUCCGUGGCGUCAUACCCCAAAACACGGAAGUAGAGUACCGCGAAACUACAAAUGCACAUCAGCAGCCAAACAACAUGAAUAAACGCAGGUUUUCCAAUGAAGACGCGACAGAUGUAACUUCCCCCGGCUCACUGGAGACGAAACGUAAACUAUCAAAGACUCAUGUGUCCAGGUCAACAGAUUCUGACUCACCAUGGUGGACCAAGGAGAACCUGUCCUCUGCAGAAGCUUUGUGGGCAAUGACUCUCCAGUCUGCGCUACCAUACUUUCAUGAGCAACAGUGGGAUGAAGUUCCUGAUUUUCCACAUCCAUCUGCAAGAGAAGAGCAACUGGCUGAACAACAAUGGUAUAACUUGACUGAAAAGGUUCCUCCUUCCCCCAAACCUCCUCCCAUGUCCCCCCAAAAAACAGAUUUCCCAGUCACCUUUCCUCCGGAGACCAAAACUCAACUGGACAUUGCUGAUUCGUCACAUUCUUCUGUCAGUCGGCAAGACUGCGGGAGUAAAAUGAUAACUACAGAAGCUAACAUUGAAAAAGAUCAAACAUAUCUCCAUGCAGUUGCCGGGCCCUCCCGUAUCGAAGAAGGAAUGAAACAAGAUGAGAAAAGACAAACGGUGCGAGGCAGCUGCUUCGAUAGUCAAACUCUGGUCAAAGAUGCUGAUAUCAUUGAGGAGCUAAUGGAAAGUGAAGAGAAUGAGGAAAAGUUCAUUGACUCAAAAAGUGGAGAACAAGCUCAAGAAAAGUUGAAUAGCUGCCCUAUGUGCCUGCUGGUCUUCUCUGUCGAGGCCUCACAGAUGGACCGUGAUUGCCACCUGGCACAGUGUCUGUCAGAGAUGAAUGUGGACAUGAGCUGGUGAGCUCCAAGCACCCGAGAUGUUCUGCACGCCUUGGGGAUAAUAUUGAUGUUUUCUUGUUGAUGUCCAGAGGUUUCCAUGUUUUCUAUAUAAUUCAGCUGCUAUUUCUUUUUUUUUUUAAUUAUUGAUUCAUAAAUGAAAUGACCCGUUUUGUCAGUCAAACUUUGUAAAUAGUAAAAUAGUAACAGUAAAAUAGUAUCGAGUUACUGUCAGACAACGUCAUACAAUGCUAUAGCAGGUCAAUUAAGAAAAAAUAAAUAAGUGAAACAGUGCAGUUCUUUCAUUUAAAAAAUGCAAACAAAACUAUUUAUAGGCAAGUGAUUAUUUUUGGUAAUUAAAAAAAAAAAAAUUAACAACUUAACAUAUAGACAAGUUUCCUGAGUGAAAAUGGGGCGGGGCCAUCUUUGACAUUUUAUGCUAUGGACUUCCGGUUUAGACAGAACAAAAUGAAGUGCAGUUGAAGUAAGCUGUGUGUAGACAAAUUUAAAACUGCAAAAUCAAACCAGAGCAACCCACGGAAUCUCCAAAAAUGGAUUCAGCAUGGACGCUGAAUCCAUUUGGCACCUGUUGUGCGUUUGUUCUUAUCACUUCGUUGAUCGUUCGUGGACGAAAUUUCUAACAAUCUGUGCAGCCUGUGUUAACAUGAGAUGUAUAUUGAUACGCCGGCCACUUGAGUGACCAAAUUGAGGCAAAAUUACAAAUAAAAAAGGGCUGACACGGA